Molecule: messenger RNA, 1846 nt
Organism: Phragmites australis (common reed)
Lineage: Eukaryota; Viridiplantae; Streptophyta; Magnoliopsida; Poales; Poaceae
Product: mitotic checkpoint serine/threonine-protein kinase BUB1-like
Exons: 14
Coding region: 115-1779 (554 amino acids)
Biological process (GO): meiotic sister chromatid cohesion, centromeric; mitotic spindle assembly checkpoint signaling; protein phosphorylation
Molecular function (GO): ATP binding; protein kinase activity
Source: RefSeq, a predicted model, not a curated record
CAACAACGGGCGGGGCGAUUCAAAAAAUUUCCCCAUCUCCAGUUCUUUCCGCUCCCGUCCCCCGCUUCACACACACACACACGAGACGGAGCGGAGAGCUGCUCGUCGCUGGGCAUGGUGAUCCUGGACCGCACGCCGGCCGCGGCGACAGCCCCCCCCUACAGCCCGCUCCAGAGGUCCUCGCCUAGGGUUCCGCGGGAGUCGGCCUCGCCGCCCUACGACCCCAUCCUCCCGUACGUCAGGUCAAUCAGCAAGGCCAUGGAUGAACUCGGGACAGGCCAACAAUAUGAUGCAGCAGCCCUUGACCAGCUCAAGGUUUACAUAACUGAAUGCAUUGAAAAAUACGGGGACGAUUAUCAGUACUCCACCGAUCCCCGCCUCCUCAAGAUCUGGAUCCUCUAUGCGGAUGCAACUGGUGACUUCCCCACGGUUUACAAGCAGCUUGAGGAGAGAACAUUGUUCUUGGACCAUGCACUGCUCUAUGAAGCAUAUGCACUGUUUCUCUUUGCUAAGGGGCAAGUGCUGGAGGCUGAUAAGGUGUAUGGGAUCGGUAUCUCCAGAAAAGCUGAGCCCCUGGAUCAUUUGAAGAAGAUGCACUUGGCAUUUUUGAAACAUUUGGAGAAAAUUGUAGAAGAAGCGGAUGCAGAUGCACAGCCCAAACCAUCAAAAAUACAGAAGAAGGAACCUAGUGUGGUAGAUCCAUGGUCCCAAUCUACUAGGAACACUUUAUUGGAGACAAUAAAUGGUGGCCUCAAGAAGUUCGCUGGCUUUCAUAGGAGCAACAAGGUCUACUCCGGAAAGGUGCCCUUAACUUCUUCGCUGAAUGUUAUAAGAAACAAGGUCAUUGAGUUAGGUGGCAGAAAGUAUCUGAUCAAAGGAUCUCCUGGCACUGGUGCUUUUGCUAAAGUAUACAAAGCCACUGUUGAUGGUAAUACAGAAGAACUGGUUGCUUUGAAGAUUCAGAAGCCCUCAUUUCCUUGGGAAUUUUACAUGUAUCGCCUGCUUGAUAUGCGUAUAUCCAAUAUUGAGAGACCAAGCUUUGGCUACACGCAUGAAGUGCAUGUCUUCUCUGACAUCAGUGUGUUAAUCUGCGAUUACCUGCCAUACGGAACUCUUCUGGAUGCCAUAAAUUACCAUUUCUUACUCAGUCGGAACAUGGAUGAAAUUCUAUGCAUGUAUUAUACCAUAGAGAUGCUGAACAUGCUGGAAACACUGCAUAGUGUUGGCAUAAUCCAUGGUGAUUUCAAGCCCGACAAUAUUCUUGUUUGCUACCCAAGUAGAGAAAUCACAGAGGACACCUUCAGAAGCGAAACAAGAGCCGAGCAGAAUCAGGGGUUGUGCCUUGUUGACUGGGGUCGUGGCAUUGAUCUAAAUCUUUUCCCCACCGGCACGGAGUUCCACGGGGACUGUGGAACCUCGGGGUUCAGCUGCGUUGAGAUGCAAGAAGAGAGGACCUGGACGUAUCAAGCUGACACAUACGGCCUCUGCGCCAUCGCACACAUGAUGCUUCACGGGACACCCAUGAGCGUCGAGAAGGCGCCCAGGGCUGGUGGAGGCUACGAAUACCAGCCGAAACUGCCGUUUAAAAGGUACUGGAACGUCGAGCUGUGGAAGGACCUCUUCUCCACGCUGCUGAACGCGCCGUCCAACGGGAGCGACGUGGCCGCGCUCCGGAGCCUGCGUGCGUCCUUCCGGGAGUACAUGUGCAGCAACAGGCAGCACAUCGGCAAGCUGAACCAGCAGCUGGCGAAGCAGAAGGCCUCCCUGUGCUCAUCCUGAGGCGCAUUGAUCGACCGAUUCACUUCGCAACAUGUCUUCACCAUGGCUUUCAAUGUUGUGUCAAUCA